GCUAAGAUCAGGGAGAGAGGGAGAGCCUCACUGGGGAGGCGGGUGCCGACGAAACGGCUAUUAAUAUUGUUACCAAAGAAGAAAUUAAUUAUCAACUUAAUCGAAUGUCGGAAGUGGAGCUGAAGACACUACUCUGUGAAAAUCGGAGCGGUCCAGUUAAACUGUCCUAGCUUGGGGUUGUUGCCUGGGCAGUUCUCAGGUUCCUGGGACGAGGCGAGGGAAUCGCCGGGCUCGAGUCGGGCUCCUCCAUUCUCGGACUCCAGUUAGCUGCCUCAGCUAACGUGCCGCCGUUACUGUGGGAGAGCUGGCAGCGACCGCCGCCUCCGUCGCCCUUAUUACCAGGCGCUUACCGGCGUGUAGCACCGCAACUGGCGCGGUUUACUGAGGAACACGGACCUCACUUUUUCUCCAGCCGUUCGGUGCCAGUAGCGGUAAAUUUGCCGACCUACACAGACUCGUCACCCACCUUGCCUUCCCCCCCCGGACCCUCCCUCCCUAGCCGGCCUGCAGCCCCCGCUCGGUGCCGGGGUCAGACGGAAAAGAUACGGGGAUUACCUAGGCUAGAAGUAAGCGACGUGGAGAAGUAACAGGAGCCACCCAGCCUGUCCAGCCGCCGUCAAAACAGGGUGAGCGAAGCGCCCCGGUCACAAAAUCGGCGGUUCUCCGGGCGACGGACGGCGACUCAGCGAGGUUUGCUGGAGCCGCUCUGCUUGACAGCUUUCGUCCGCACCGUUUCAGGCACCGCGCCACGGACACGGCCUCGGCCUAACAGCCCCACCACGAACGAAGCCGGCGCUUCCAGUCCAGAGACCCGCGACACGUCGAACACUUAUCUUCGCAAACAUUACUUUUCUUAAAAGCAGCAAAGCGGCCCUCCGCCGUCAUUUUCGCCGCUCUUUCCACCAACUCCCGCAACAGUUGUUGAAAGUGAUGCUGUACAAACCCGCGGGAAAACGAGCGCUCGCCUCAGAGUCGACGGGAGUAUAAUAGAUAUUUUUUAAAAAAAAAAAAAGAAAAAAAGGGGGGCAGCAAAAUAUCGCGCGAGAAGGAGUGUUCGGUGCGCGCUGCGCUCAGAUGCCGCUUCGUUAGCGGUAGCUAACAGAGUAGCUAAAGGAGGCGACUCGCUCCGUCCCUGUUCAGUGAGCUAGCUAGCCGAUGUUAGCCAGUGUGCUAACUCCAGUUCCGUGGGACGGUCGCUGCUGAAUGUGGACUGGCAAAGAAUAGCUAUUUUCGCCCUUUAUUUCCCACAUAUUUUAUAUAUUGUAAUAUAUAAGACACGUUUCUGUUGGAGGAAAAGGCGGAGAGAGGACGUCCGGACGUGUAGCCAUGAGUAUCGAGAUUCCCGCCGGGCUCACGGAGCUGCUGCAGGGCUACACGGUGGAGGUGCUCCGGCAGAGGCCGCCGGACCUCGUCGAGUUUGCCGUGCAGUACUUCACCCGUCUGCGGGAGAGCAGGAGUCAAGACGGCGCCGGGCCGGGCGUUGCAGCCGCCGCCGCCAAGGCGACCGGGAAGGGGGUCAUGUUCGACGGGGAGCCCAUGCAAACCGAGUCGAAUGGGGACGGGGAUGAGGACGAGGACGACGAUUCCGACUUCGAGCCCCCCCCUCCGAGCAGAUUCAGCCGGAGAGUUUCAGUGUGCGCAGAGGCCUUCAAUCCUGACGACGACGAGGAAGACACGGAACCGCGUGUGGUGCACCCCAAAACAGAUGAGCAGCGCUGCAGACUGCAGGAGGCCUGCAGGGACAUUCUCCUCUUUAAGACCCUAGAUCAGGAGCAGUUCUCAGAAGUGCUGGAUGCCAUGUUUGAGCUUCGUGUCCAGCCCCAGGAGCACGUCAUUGACCAGGGUGACGACGGGGACAACUUCUAUGUUAUUGAGAGAGGAGUGUAUGACAUCCUGGUGCAGAAAGACGGCGUCAGCUGCUGUGUGGGAAAGUACGACAACAAGGGCAGCUUUGGGGAGCUGGCACUCAUGUACAACACCCCUCGUGCCGCCACCAUCAUGGCCACCACAGAAGGGGCAUUGUGGGCCCUGGACCGGGCCACGUUUCGCAGACUUAUUGUGAAAAACAACGCCAAGAAGAGGAAGAUGUACGAGACCUUCAUUGAGUCUGUUCCACUGUUGAAAUCUCUAGAGUUGUCGGAACGAAUGAAGCUUGUCGAUGUCCUGGGAGCGAAAGCAUUUCAGGAUGGAGAGCAAAUCAUAAAACAGGGCGAGAAGGCUGACUGUUUCUACAUCGUAGAGUCUGGGGAGGUGAAGAUCAUGAUGAAGAGCAAAACCAAGGCAGACCAGCAGGACAACAUGGAGGUGGAGAUAACACGUUGCAGUAGGGGUCAGUAUUUUGGGGAGCUGGCCUUGGUCACAAACAAGCCCCGUGCAGCAUCUGCCUACGCCGUGGGAGACGUGAAAUGCCUGGUAAUAGACGUGCAGGCAUUUGAGCGUUUGCUGGGCUCCUGCAAGGAGAUCAUGAAGAGGAACAUCGCCCACUACGAGGAGCAGCUGGUGGCGCUGUUUGGCUCCAGCAUGGAUCUGAGGGACUGACUUGCUCCCUGAUGUGCCUUACCUGCACACACAGACACACCCAGACACUCUACCAAGCUCAACCCCCCACACACACACACACACACACACACCUACACACACCUACCUAAUAGAUUCUCACUCCAUUUCCUCAAAUAUACUCCAGUGACUCCAGCCCUGGUUCAGAUGAUCUCCAUCCUUCUUUACACUCCAGCUCAUGCACAUUCAUUCACAGACAGUCUGUCACGCUUUCCUGCUCCGGUUUGUCGUCGCGGUGGCGUACAGCUGACAUAAAUAAAACUCAGUGAAAACUCUGAGAUAAAGCGGUGCAAAGGUGGUGUGGCCAUGCACUGGAACCUGAGCCAUCCAUGUUCUGGCACUACUGGAAGGGUGUGUGCAGAUGCAGCAUGAAUGUAAAGAGCGCUGAAGGCAGCCAGUGCCAUCUGAAGCACUCUCUCGGUCCAGGAUGAGGUAGACCUGGGCACUGGGGGCUUUGAGGGGGUUUUUAGCUGUAGUCUAUCACAUUGCUGCAGUAUUUUGAGCAAGUCCGCACCCCAAGCUCGCUCACUCACUCGCCUGACUUCAGUGGUUCAUCUUUUAUGUCGCUGUACAUGUCACGGAUGCAAGCAUCUCGCAGAGGUU
Messenger RNA from Scleropages formosus (Asian bonytongue), 3159 nucleotides. It is a transcript of the gene prkar2aa, whose product is annotated as protein kinase, cAMP-dependent, regulatory, type II, alpha A. The coding region runs from base 1327 to 2538 and encodes 403 amino acids. Gene Ontology annotation, cellular component: cytosol; cAMP-dependent protein kinase complex. NCBI's taxonomy places the organism in Eukaryota, Metazoa, Chordata, Actinopteri, Osteoglossiformes, Osteoglossidae. Gene Ontology annotation, biological process: negative regulation of cAMP-dependent protein kinase activity. The record is from RefSeq and is a predicted model, not a curated record. The transcript is spliced from 10 exons. Gene Ontology annotation, molecular function: protein kinase A catalytic subunit binding; cAMP-dependent protein kinase inhibitor activity; cAMP binding.